Molecule: messenger RNA, 995 nt
Organism: Stegodyphus dumicola
Lineage: Eukaryota; Metazoa; Arthropoda; Arachnida; Araneae; Eresidae
Product: otoferlin-like
Biological process (GO): plasma membrane organization
Cellular component (GO): membrane
Source: RefSeq, a predicted model, not a curated record
ACCAAGCUCGUUCACUGCAUUGUUCCGAUCCGACAAGCUACCCGAAUCCUUUUGCUACAAUUAUGAUCAAAAAUGCCUGCAAGAACACUCAGGUAAAAGAAAAUACGUUAAGUCCUAUUUGGAACGAAAUGUUGAUAAUCAAAGGCCUCACAUUUUAUGGAAGUUUAAAUUCUGUUAUGGAGAUAGAAAACGAAGUAAUAAUUGAAAUUAUGAGCUGUGAGAAAUCUGGAAAAGCAGAGUUUCUUGGCAGAACUGUUGCCACUAUCCGUCAGAAAGAAAAUCUGAAAACUCCACCCUCUCUAGAAUGGUUUAACAUAAUCUCUACAUCUUCCGAAAUCGAAGGACAGUUGUUAGCUGCUUUUGAACUUAUUGAAGCAUCGCAUGAAGAGGAAGUUUCAGACAGAGAGGACGACAUCCCUUAUGAUGCUGACAGAGGGCCUGUUCUACCAAUACCUCCUUCAAUAUGUCCUCAGUUUACGAAACACAGAAUUGAGGUAUUGUUCUGGGGUCUCCGUGAGUUGAAGCGGGUGAAUUUAAAAAGCCUUCAGCAACCACGAGUGGAAGUGGAAUGCGCUGGCCACAGUGUGCAGUCGAGCGUUAUAACAAAUUAUAAGAAUCAUUCAAAUUUUAUAAAUGUGAUACAGAAAAUGGAUAUGGAUCUACCUGAUCAAGAAGAACAUUUUCCAUCUUUCGGAAUAAAACUUGUUGAAUGCAAAGGCUUUGGACGCCUGACCGUAGUUGCAACCCAUAUCGUACAGUCUUUUCAGAAAUAUGUCUACAGACCAUUUGAACAUGAGCCUUCGCUAGAAAGUAUAGAUUACAUCGCAUUGAAUGUCGAUGGUGAUAAUGCUAGUGAUAACGCCGCUGCCUUUGUGGUGCAAAAAAUUUAUUCUCCAUGGAAGAAGCUUGAAAGAAGUCCAUCCGAAAUCGGAGGGGAAAUGGAAGGAAAAGAUUGGUGGUCGCGGUAUUAUAUUUCUACUGGAUAUAGACUUGAG